This is a messenger RNA of Fukomys damarensis (Damara mole-rat), 942 nucleotides long. Its product is annotated as olfactory receptor 4K14. The transcript has a single exon. Lineage: Eukaryota; Metazoa; Chordata; Mammalia; Rodentia; Bathyergidae. Bases 4 to 942 code for a protein of 312 amino acids. The record is from RefSeq and is a predicted model, not a curated record. Gene Ontology annotation, biological process: G protein-coupled receptor signaling pathway. Gene Ontology annotation, molecular function: G protein-coupled receptor activity; olfactory receptor activity. Gene Ontology annotation, cellular component: membrane.
AAAAUGGACAAAGAGAAUCAGUCUGUAGUAUCAGAAUUUGUGUUUCUGGGACUCGGAAAUUCAUGGAAUAUUCAGACCCUACUCUUCCUGAUAUUUUUGAUGCUUUAUCUAAUGAUUCUGUCUGGAAAUAUUGCUGUCAUGAUCUUAAUCAUCCUGGACCCUCAACUUCAUUCUCCCAUGUACUUCUUGUUGGCCAAUCUGUCGUUUGUUGACAUGUGGCUUUCCUCAGUGACAACCCCUAAGAUGAUCACAGACUUUCUCAGGGAGGUCAAGACCAUUUCCUUCGGAGGUUGCAUGUGCCAGAUCUUCUUUGCCCAUUUCAUAGCAGCAAGUGAGAUGGUUCUCCUGGUGGUAAUGGCCUAUGACCGCUAUGUGGCCAUCUGCAAACCACUGCACUACUCCACCAUCAUGAGCCUGCACAGGUGCACUGGGCUGGUGGCGAUUGUGUGGACAGCUGGCUUUGUGCAUUCCAUGAGCCAACUGGUUGUCAUUGAGAAACUGCCUUUCUGUGGGCCCAGGGAAAUAGACAGCUUCUUCUGUGAUAUACCACUGAUAACGAAGCUGGCCUGCAUGGAUUCCUAUAAUUUGGACAUUUUAAUAAACGUAGACUGUGGGCUUGUGGCUGUAACCUGCUUUGUUGUGUUGCUGAUCUCCUACACAUACAUUCUUCUCACUGUCCGCAAAAGCUCCAAAACAGGUGCUUCCAAGGCACUGUCCACCUGCACUGCCCACAUCAUGGUGGUGGUGAUCUUCUUUGUGCCCUGCAUCUUCAUCUACGUGUGGCCACUAAACAUCACCUGGCUGGACAAAUUUCUUGCUGUCUUUUACUCUGUUUUUACUCCUCUCCUAAAUCCAGCCAUUUAUACACUAAGGAAUAAGGAGAUGAAAAAUGCUAUGAAAAGAUUGAGAAGCUAUUAUAUGGAUUCCAAGGGCAGAGUAUAA